Messenger RNA from Monosiga brevicollis MX1, 1758 nucleotides. RefSeq lists its product as uncharacterized. Lineage: Eukaryota; Choanoflagellata; Craspedida; Salpingoecidae. The coding region runs from base 1 to 1758 and encodes 585 amino acids. The record is from RefSeq and is a predicted model, not a curated record. The transcript is spliced from 5 exons.
AUGGGAGCCUUCAUCUCUUUCAUCUCUCUCAUCUCUCUCUCUCGCUCUCUCAAAUACUCUCAAAUACUCUCUCUCUCUCUCUCUCUCUCUCUCUCUCUCUCUCUCUCUCUCUCUCUCUCUCUCUCUCUCUCUCUCUCUCUCUCUCUCUCUCUCUCAUCUCUCUCUCUCAUCUCUCUCUCUCUCUCUCUCUCUCAAGCUGUCUCUGUUUUGUUUCGCAAUGCUGAUCUUAUCAGCGGCAUUGGUGGCCGUCGGGGCUGCGAGCACUGCGAGCGCGGCUUUAGCUGGCAGCUGCAGGGUGGCGUGCAGGACGGCGUGCGCUACUUUCUCAACGUGCCAUUUGCCGCCCCUCCCGUGGGCGAUCUGCGCUUACGGCCGCCACAGCCUCCCGGUGGCUGGGAUGGGGUGCGAAACGCCACUAGCUUUGGCAUGCGGUGCAUGCAAAACGGUCAAGGAAGCUCGGCCACCACCAGUGAGGACUGUCUCUACCUCAACAUUUACACGCCCACAAACGCCAAUGGCUCGCUUCCCGUGGCUGUUUGGAUCCAUGGUGGUGGCUAUCAGGGGGGGUCGGGUAUCGACUACAACGGCACGGCCAUGAUCAAUGCCACCGGUCACAACUUCCUCGUGGUCACAAUCAAUUACCGUUUGAGCAUCUUUGGCUUUCUGGGCUCGGAGCGCUUGCGCCGCCGCGACCCCAGCCGCAACACCACUGGCAAUUAUGGGCUACAGGAUCAGCGAAUGGCCCUCGUUUGGGUCAAAGAAAACAUUGGCGCAUUUGGCGGUGACCCCGCCCGCGUCUCGAUUUUUGGCGAGUCGGCGGGGGCUCACAGCGUGACGUGCCACCUGGCUGCGUCGGCAAGCUGGCCCUAUUUCACCCAUGGUCUCCUGGAAAGUGGAAGCUUCUCCCUGCUCUCCAGCAAGCCCAUGAGUCUGGCUGAGACGCUAUAUGAGAAAGCCUUGGAACUUGUCAACUGCACCGACCUCGGCUGCGUGCUGGGACGAGAUGCCGGCACCCUCAGCGCCGCCAUGGGUGCCAUUGCAUUCCCGGGCCUGAUGACCAACGUGUACAUGCCUUGGGCCCCUUGCCAGGACGGCAUCGAGCUCAGGGCCCCGCCACUGCUGCUGGCACGCGCGGGCCAGGUGCACCCAAGUGCGCACGUCUUGCACGGCUUUAACACGGAUGAGGGUUCGACAUUCUCUGCGGGCUUGCCCAAGAACCUGAGUGAAGACGCGCUUUGGGAGCACUUGAACGCCACGUAUGGCAGUGACUACGCCCCACAACUCUAUGCGCUCUAUAACAACCAGACUUAUCCCGAGGCAGCCGAAGUGUCGCGAGCCUACUGGAUUGCAGAGCGGGCCAUUACGGAUCGGCAGUUUGCGUGCCCCACUGUGUUGGGCAGUCGCUACCUGCAGAACAAGCUGUCUGUUUACCAGUACCACUAUGAUUAUGUGGCUGCCAGUGCGCCCUUUGUUGGGCAUGGCAAUGAGGUCCCCUUGGUCUUCAACAUGCGCUGGGAGUUUCCCGACAGCCGCCGGGCGGUGGAAGUACCCCUGGCCAACCGAUUGGAUGCUUGGUGGGAGACGUUUUUUGCCUCGGGCGCGCCGCUGGCGCCUGGUGCGCCCCAUUGGCCCACAUUUGGUGAUGCUGGCGCAGCGGCCACCAUGGUGAUUCGUGGCGGUGAUGCCGAUCACGUGCAAAAUUCGGUCCGGGCUGAACUCUGUGACUUUUGGCAAACUUGGCUACUGGCGCACCUAUAA